AUGAGGGAGUUACAUGACCUGCAACUUCAAGCUUUAUCAAGACAGAUUGGCGAAUCCAGUCAUCGUAAUCUUGCAGUAGAACAAGUCAAUACAAUAGAUAGUGAUCCAAAACUGGAUGAGACUAUCAACAUUGAUAUCCCUCCCGACAACAAUAACGCUGGGGGUGGUCCAACCGAAGAUAACAAUGCUGGGGAUGGUCCUGAGUUUGGAAUGGAGGAAACAAAUUCAAAUAGUGUAGAGUUCGGAAUGGGAGAAUCAAGUGUUAUUGGAAUUGAAACUGCGGCCAAUUCUGUAAAUGCUCCUAAACCACUACUAGGAAUGAAGUUUAAUAGUCAUGAAGAAGCUUAUAACUAUUAUAACUCUUAUGCAUUGUUGAUGGGUUUUGGAAUAAGGAAGAGCAGUGUGAAUUACUCUCGCAAGACUAGAGAAGUGAGUAUGACAGCGAAUGAUCCAGAAUUUUAUUUUGCAAUAGAAGUAGACAGUAGUGGACAAAUGAGGAGUGUAUUCUGGGCCGACGGAAGAUCAAGAGCAUCUUGUUUGCAAUUCAGUGAUGUUAUUGUGUUUGAUGUGACAUACAGAACUAAUAAGUUCGGUCUUCCAUUUGCUCCAUUUACUGGUGUAAAUCACCAUAGGCAGUCCACUUUACUUGGUUGUGCAUUAUUAGCCGAUGAACAGGAAGAUACCUUUGUUUGGUUAUUUGAAGAAUGGCUGAAAUGCAUGCACGGCAUUGAACCAGGUGCUAUUAUAACAGAUCAGGAUAGAGCAAUGUGUAAUGCUAUUCACUCAGUGUUUCCAACGACAAGACAUCGUUAUUGCUAUUGGCACAUGCAAAAGCAUAUUAUUGAUCAUUUGCCUACUUUGGUAUCUCGUUAUGGUGAACAGUUUCAAAGGUAUUGGGGCUUGUGGUGCAAUAGUUCUUCAAUUGAACAAUGUGAAGGAUAUUGGGUUGAGAUGAAAGAGAAGUUUGAUAUAAAUGAAGAAGGGGAGGGAUGGUUGCAAACAGUUUACAAAUGCAGAGAACACUGGGUGCCGUGUUAUCUGAAGGACACUUUUUUUGCUGGAAUGAGAUCGAGCCAAAGGAGUGAAAGUAUUAAUGCAUUUUUUGAUGGGUAUGUUAACUCACAGACUCAAUUACACGAGUUUGUGACACAAUAUGAAAAAGCAGUAACUCAUCGCUUAAGUGAAGCCCAUGAAGAUUUUAAAAGUCUGAACACAAAGCCGGUCAUGCUCCUUGGACAUCCAAUUGAGGUCCAAGCUGGAGAAAUGUAUACACGCAAUAUGUUUGAUGUGUUCCAUACUGAAUUCAAAGGAUUUGGUACAGAGUUCUGUGAAGAAUUGAGAAAAGAUGGGGACAUUGUUGAAUACAAGGUCUGUAAGUUUACAGAUAGAGGAAAAUAG
Molecule: messenger RNA, 1398 nt
Organism: Asparagus officinalis (garden asparagus)
Lineage: Eukaryota; Viridiplantae; Streptophyta; Magnoliopsida; Asparagales; Asparagaceae
Product: protein FAR1-RELATED SEQUENCE 5-like
Exons: 3
Coding region: 1-1398 (465 amino acids)
Biological process (GO): regulation of DNA-templated transcription
Source: RefSeq, a predicted model, not a curated record